Messenger RNA from Oxyura jamaicensis (ruddy duck), 5366 nucleotides. It is a transcript of the gene PTPN3, whose product is annotated as protein tyrosine phosphatase non-receptor type 3. NCBI's taxonomy places the organism in Eukaryota, Metazoa, Chordata, Aves, Anseriformes, Anatidae. Gene Ontology annotation, biological process: protein dephosphorylation. Gene Ontology annotation, cellular component: cytoplasm; cytoskeleton; cytoplasmic side of plasma membrane. Gene Ontology annotation, molecular function: cytoskeletal protein binding; protein tyrosine phosphatase activity. The record is from RefSeq and is a predicted model, not a curated record. The coding region runs from base 179 to 2974 and encodes 931 amino acids. The transcript is spliced from 27 exons.
CCCCGCUCCGCCCCGCUCCGCCCCGCUCAGGAGCCGGUGGUGGCGGCGGUGGCGGCGGUGGCGGCGGCGGAGGCUCGGUGCCGGGCUCUCCGCACCUGCUCGCCUGGCCUCGGGGGCCUGUCCGGCGGCCUUCGGCGCCCCCUCAGCGAGCCGGGCGGCAGGUUAUUCAGCAAUAGUUAUGAACUCCCGUUUACGAGCCUUAGGUGGGAGGAUAAAUAACAUACGAGCAUCAGAACUACCAAAAGAGAAAACCCGAUCAGAGAUAACCUGUAACGUUCACUUUUUGGAUGGCUCAAUACAAAGCUUCAAAGUCAAUAAACAAGACACUGGUCAGAUUUUGUUGGAUAUGACCUAUAACCAGCUGGGCGUGACAGAGAAAGAAUAUUUUGGUUUACAGCAAAAUGAAACGUCAGUAGAUUCACCUUUUUUCAUUUCACAGCGGUGGCUUGAACCAAACAAACCUAUUAGGAAACAGUUGAAAGGAGGUUUUCCCUGCACCCUUCGUUUUCGCGUAAGGUUUUUUAUACCUGAUCCUAACACACUUCAGCAAGAACAAACCAGGCACUUAUUCUUCUUACAACUGAAGACAGACAUUGUGGAAGGAAGGUUGUCAUGCCCCCUUAAUUCUGCUGUUGUCCUGGCAUCGUAUGCAGUACAGUCACAACUUGGCGACUACAAUGCUUCAGUACAUCGUUCAGGAUAUCUGUCCAAUUACAAUUUUAUACCAGAGCAGAACAAAGAUUUUCUUGCCAAAGUAGAAUCUCUACAUGAGCAACACAGUGGCCUCAAGCAAUCCGAAGCAGAGUCCUGCUACAUAAAUAUAGCACGAACACUUGAUUUCUAUGGAGUGGAAUUGCACAGUGGUAGAGAUCUCCAUAAUCUAGAUCUCAUGAUUGGGAUUGCAUCCAGUGGAAUUGCUGUAUAUAGAAAACUCAUCUGCACAAGUUUCUAUCCCUGGGUGAACAUAUUAAAAAUUUCCUUUAAAAGGAAAAAGUUUUUUAUACAACAACGGCAAAAACAUAAUGAGUCCAGAGAGCAUAUUGUUGCCUUCAACAUGUUAAAUUACAGAGCAUGCAAAAAUCUGUGGAAGUCUUGUGUAGAGCAUCACACAUUUUUUCAGGCAAAGAAGUCGCUACCUCAUGAAAAAAAGAUACUGUCACAUUAUUGGACUCUGGGUUCUAGAAAUCCAGCAAAGUCUGUAAACAGCCAGUACUGCAGAAAAGUCAUAGGUGGGAUGGUUUGGAACCCAUCUAUGAGGAGAUCUUUAUCUGUUGAGCAUUUAGAGACCAAAAGCCUUCCUUCUCGAUCCCCUCCUAUUACCCCUAAUUGGCGGAGUCCUAGACUACGUCAUGAAAUUCGUAAACCACGACACUCAUCUGUAGAUAACCUUACAAAUGAGAUUACCUAUAUUACUGAGACAGAGGAUGUUUUUUAUACAUACAAGGGCUCUCCAACAUCAAAAGACAGCGAUUCAGAGUUCUCUCAGAACCGUAGUCCACAGAGGAGGUCGUCGGAACAAGAAUCACCCAAGAAUGUGUUGGGAAAUAGUCCAACUCGGAAUUCUCUGACCCAUACCUCACCUAAAACCUUGGCUCAGUCUCCCAAUGGAGUUGGUAACAUUUCUGGCUCUUACCCAUUGGAAGGGGUGGAUAAACACUUCUUAGAAACAUAUGACAACAUUACAAAAAGUAGCUCAACAGAAGAUUCCGGUCAGUACUACUGUGAUAAGAAUGAACUAAUUGAGGGAGAUUUACUUUUGGUGCGAAUCACACCAGAUGAAGAUGGGAAGUUUGGAUUUAAUCUAAAGGGUGGUGUAGAUCAAAAAAUGCCAUUAGUGGUAUCAAGAAUAACUCCAGGAUCACCUGCUGAUAAAUGCAUUCCAAAACUGAAUGAAGGUGAUCAAAUAGUAUUAAUUAAUGGCCGAGAUAUCUCAGAGCACACACAUGACCAGGUGGUCAUGUUCAUAAAAGCCAGCAGAGAAUCUCACACGAGAGAGCUUGCACUUUUGGUCAGGCGGAAAGUAGUUAAACAGUUUGUGGAGCCUAAAUCAGAAGAUGAAGUUGAUUCCCAAAAUCUCCCAGAUUCUCUUCUUCCUAUUUGUUCUGAAUAUGCUGAUACUCUGGAGGAGUCUAUGGAACAGCUAAGGAAAGGACUGGAAAGUGGGACAGUACUUAUUCAGUUUGAGCAACUUUAUAGAAAGAAACCAGGGUUGGCUGUUACGUGUGCAAAGGUACCUCAGAAUAUGGACAAGAAUCGAUACAAAGAUGUUCUACCUUAUGAUGCCACAAGGAUAAUACUGCAGGGAGAUGAAGAUUACAUUAAUGCGAAUUAUGUGAAUAUGGAAAUUCCUUCUGUGGGCAUUGUGAACAGGUACAUUGCUACACAAGGACCUCUUCCUCACACAUGUGCACACUUCUGGCAAGUUGUCUGGGAUCACAAGCUGUCAUUGAUUAUUAUGUUAACAACUCUUACAGAACGAGGACGGACAAAAUGUCAUCAGUAUUGGCCUGAUCCACCAGAUGUAAUGGAAUAUGGCAGCUUUCGUGUCAGAUGCCACUCUGAAGAUUGUACAAUUGCAUAUGUUAUUAGAGAAAUGGUGGUUACAAAUGUUGAGACAGAACAGCAGCACAAUGUCACCCAUCUCCAGUACGUUGCUUGGCCUGAUCAUGGUGUUCCUGAUGACUCCAUGGACUUCUUGGAGUUCGUGACCUGUAUGAGACCAAAGAGAGUGGAGAAUGAGCCGGUCCUCGUUCACUGCAGUGCUGGAAUUGGUCGCACUGGUGUACUGGUCACUAUGGAAACAGCCAUGUGCUUAAUUGAAAGAAACCAACCUGUUUAUCCACUGGAUAUUGUACGAAAAAUGCGAGACCAGCGAGCUAUGAUGGUGCAAACAUCAAGUCAAUACAAAUUUGUUUGUGAAGCUAUUCUUCGUGUUUACAAAGAAGGUUUAAUUCGACCACUGGAUUCCAGUUAGCAGAGCAGUGAAGGAUGAAACUAUUUUCCCCUAAAAAGACUGCUUUUUAAGUAAAGCAGAGGCUUGUUUCUCAAAGCAACUAGAAUGGACUAGAAGCCCAUGGGAAGACAGAUGAGCACAUUUGAACAGUGGCACUUUAAAUUUCUCAAGAAAAUUGCUAUAUCGUGUACAGUAUAAAGAAAUCGUGUAGAUAAAUGAGAGCAAUUGUGUGUAAUAUGCUUUAUUUACAUAGGCACCAUAAACAAUCAUGGAAACCAUAAUACAUAUCUUAUCUUUCACUGCCUUAAAACACCCCUUUCUCUGGAAGUUACAAAGGUCCUUGGGUUCCUUUUGAAAAUACAAAAGGAAAACUACUAGUAUUGAAAUUAUUCAGUUUAAGAAGGUAUUUAGUAUCUUUGUAUUGUAUGGAAGUUCAUUGAAGGUGAAUCUGUACCGUUCUUAUUGGGACGCUAAAUAUUCAUGAGAAUGUAACCUUAACUUCAAAAGGCUGAUGAAAAUCUUCAAAGGCUAAUGCAUAACUACUGUACGUUAAGACCUGGAGAAAUUAGGUAUUCAGUUUCCAUAAAUCUAUUAGUAUGCCGGCUGUUAUAAUAUGCUGUAUCACUGUUUGUAAUGUGCAAAAUGAUGCUGCAUUUAUACAGGUGGUACAGUCUGCAUCUUCUCUUGAUAAAUUUUACUUGCAGUUUAUCCUUUCAACAGUGACCUAUUUCUUAGUGUUAGCUAUUGUAUUUCGUUUCUUUCUGUUUCUGCUGUCCUCCUUGACACUUGUUUUUCAUUGCUGUUUCCAUAUGUGGACUGAAACAUUUUAACCUAAAAUGAGGUUUUAUUCUCCUUCACCUUUGUUUCCAUGUGUAUUAUGAGUUCUCAGAUGUAAAUGUGGAUUCAUGUUGCACACGAGUACUAGACUUUUGACUUGCUGUAUAUGCAAAGUAGUCUAAUCCGAUACUGGAAGAUAAAUUACUACUGAACCCAUCAAAUAUGUUGCUGCUAAUUCAAGGUGUGAAGCUUACAAGGGCACGGGUGUUGCUAGUGUUCAGGUGGUGAUAAAACAUUGACUUGCUGCCCUUCAGCAAAAACUGUACUCUUACCCAGUGAAACAAUUCUCUGUUGCAAGAGUUCUCUGGAUUUUCUGUGUUUCUUGCUUUGUGGAAAUGCAGCUAAAUUCACAUGAAGAUUGACAUAGAAAGAGAGAAUGAGUUUGUACAUUGCUAAAUAAUUCACCCUAAGGUACACUGGUCUCCAUUUCAUUUCAAAUGGGAAAAUUGGACUUUCUGAACAAUAUAACCACAUUUGUAUGAUGUUAAUUUAUUUUGUGUGUGCUUUUUGAUUACCCUGAGAUAGUUCUUCAUUUUUGAAUGGUGUUUAAAAAAAAAAAAAGAAAAAAUCGAAGGGACUGUUUAAAACUAUGUUAUUUAAAAGAUUAGCCCUAAAUAAGGAAAAACAUUUGAGGCAUAUUAGCCAGAUGUUUAUAUGUAUAUAGAAGGAAAAAUUAGACAAUUUUCUUUUUAGAUAUAUAUAUAUAUAUAUAUAUAUAUAUAUUACACAUACACAAACUUUCAGAUAUAUUUUAGAACUAUGGUUUGUAUUAUGGAUAUUGUCAUAUAUCUGGAGUUUCAUUCUAGAAACUGCCACGGCUGUACAAUAUGCAUCUUUCAUGUUACCAGAAGGUUGUGUUUGUUGUUUGUUUUCCCCAGGAUGACUGAAAAGUGAAUGUAGUGUGUGAUAAAUUGCUAACCCUGGUCUCCUGUAGGCCUAGUCCUUUCUUCCAGGUUACAUUAUUAGUUAUAAGUAGAGAAGAGAAGAUACCUGGUUACUAUUUAUUGAUCAAAAGAGAGUUUUUUAGUUGGAACACACAGGCUCAUUGGCAACACAGAAAUCAUCUUGACUUUGUAGGUUAAAGUGUGAAUAAAUUUGUGUUCGUUCUUAUAUAUUGCAUUCCAGAUUCUACCUUUGCUAAAGAUUUUAUAGUGCACUGGGUUUUUAAAAUUCCUACUUAAUUGGGCACAGAUUGGAAGGCAAGAGACUAACUCUGGUUCACUCUUCACUUGCUAUACUGCAUCAGGCCACUCAGUCUACCUGUGGCAUCAAAUGUGGAAUACUUCUGGACCUGCACAUUUUGCUUGGGAAGAUUUUUUUGAAAAAUGCCUGUGAAAAGUUGUACAAGUACAACGUGUCUGCAAUUGUUUGGGAGAACACUGAGGAGUGAGAAAACGUGAGUAGUGGGCACUGAAGAAGCUGUGCUUGCUGGCUAGUUUUUUUAAAAAAGCUCUCUUUUGUAGUAACAUAUGUGCCUUUCUGUUAAAUCAUCAUCUUCUGAAGUUGUGCUGUGACCAGAUCUAAGAGUUGUUGCUUGCAGGUGGUAUGACUUGUAAUUAAUAGCUUGUCAAGAAGU